AUGCCGACAGUGUCGGAUCUUUCUGAGGAUUUGGUAGGGGAGAUAUUUGCUACUGUUCCUUUUACAUCGCUCAAGGCAGUAUCUACUUGCAAAAAUUGGAAUGCUUUAUACGGAAACCAGGUUUUUGGUAAAGGAUCAACAACAAGGAAACAAUUUCUAGGGUUUACGUUGAUUGAUUAUAGAGUUUAUUCAAUGAAAUUUGAUCUCCAAGGAAUUCUCAACGAUCACGAGAUUGGUGGUCCAUCUAUAAAGCAAGUAAGUGUACUUGGCCAAGUUGAAAUAUAUAAACUCUUUCACUGCAACGGUUUAGUGUUAUGCGUUACCAAAGACCACCCGGGGCUCUUGGUAUGGAAUCCCUACUUGGGGAAAACCAGGUGGAUCCGACCUUUGAACGGUUUAAGCAUAUAUGGCAAGUAUGCUUUCGGAUACAGCAACAUAAACGGCUACCCCAAAAUCUUGAGGAUUUAUGUCAGAAAAGACGGCUUUUACUGGUCGGAAAUCUAUGAUUGUAACUCUAAAUCAUGGAGGGUUCUUGGUGUCACUCCCGAGUGGCAUAUAAAGCAUCAUCAAAGCAGCAUGUCCCUAAAUGGAAACACUUACUUUCUUGCUCACGAGUACAGAAGAAAGGAUUCGGAGAUAAAAACGAACCAUGUGUGGUCUUUACUGAGUUUUGAUUUUACAGCAGAGAGAUUUGGACCGCUUCUUCCUCUUCCUUUUCAAUCCUACUUUCCUAGUUCAGAAUCUGUGGCUUUAUCUUGUGUUAGAGAUGAGCAGCUCGCUUUGUUAUAUCUACGCAAAAAUGGGAUGAUUAUGGAGAUUUGGACUACGACUAAGAUUGAUCCCAAUUCAGUAUCUUGGAGCAUGUUCUUGAAAGUGGAUACUAAACCCCUCCCUCCUUUUCCGGGUCUCAUUAUGGAUGGGACUUUCUUUAUUGACGAGGCCCAUAAGAAGGUCGUUGUUUCCAGUUUCCGCGAAUAUAGACUGACAAAGAGCUAG
Microthlaspi erraticum is the source of this 996-nucleotide messenger RNA. Lineage: Eukaryota; Viridiplantae; Streptophyta; Magnoliopsida; Brassicales; Brassicaceae. The record is from the annotation of a GenBank genome assembly.